CCUUCCACCUCCUUUGACGGAAGUCAUUUGCCCUGGAAAUUUUUCCGAUCCGAAGUCUUGGGGCCUCAUUGCAUCCAGGUGCUAGAAGCCCCACCCAAAGAACGGAUUCCAAGUGCCUUCCUUUCCAUCGUUGAAGCAGCAAGUCAGGAUACGGCGAAGUUUGACGACCAAAAGGUGUCCUUCUGGAAUCAGGUCGCGACAGGUCGUGGGUUCGGACCCUCACCACUAUUUCCUCCAAAUCUGCUCCCAUCGAUUGAUCAGGAAAGUCGCCUAGCACGUUGUAUGGUCCCUACCUUCAGUCGCGAGGCAUUGCCCGAAAGAGCGAUCAACCAGAUGGGACCAUUGUACGAACUCUCUCUCCCUCGCCCGAUCCUCGGAUGUGGCUUCUCAUCGGAAGCAUUCACUGUCAAGGAAUUAGCCAGUCUUCCGCAAUGGCUCCACGCAUCUGGAACUGUGGUUCAUUUCGAUACAGGAUACAUUUCAUCCAGUGCCACCAUGUAUUGUCCGUUUCUUACUUUCGAAAGAGCCUUUGGCAAUAGGGAGCACCGUGUCGAGUCGGCCAACAAUCAUUGUGCAAUAGGAGGAGCCUACACGACCCGACAAUUACAGAUGUUAUAUGUCAAGGCAUGGAAGGGGAAAAUGAUGCCUGAGUUACCAGUGUCCUUCUCCUGCACCAUCGACAAUAGCUUUGCAUUGCUCAAUCUCCAUUGGAUCGAUCAUGGUCAAACGUAUUGCAUGGCGCCACUGUGCCAAUUCGAUCUCAGUAAGGACCUACAUUUCAAUAAAUUCCUUGUCUGGACUGAAUCUAUUGGUCAAUGGGCCUUGAGCCACGUCUUGCCUCUUGUCAAGGAGGCUAUCUCGCGGCUUCAGACAACCGAAUCAAUUCCACGCAUCGUAGCAUCCAACAAUCCACGUAUCAAGCUGAGAGUGGAUACUGGCAUCAACAACAACGAGCUGUUGAUGUCCUCACUUAAGACAACCUUCGAGAAUAUACCCUGGCGAUUUGAAGAUGAGGAGUUUACACCUGUCAGCAGCAGCACUGCAAGCUGGGGAAGCCCCAUGGUGAAUGAACAAACCUUUGCUAAUUUGGCGUACCCUGCUGUUCAUCCUCCACGAAGCACAACGUUGAGCGCUGCAGCACUUGCAAGGAAACGCCUUGCGGUACCAGACCGCAGCCCUGUGACACCUCCACCUGCAUACCCACAACCUACGGAUCUCCUGUGGCAGAAGCGUUUCACCCAUGCCAUGGACGAGAUUCGAGGGUUGCAACAACAAAUUCUAACUAUGAAAUCGGACAUCUCACACUCGCGAGAAUCAUUCAGGACAGACCUU
This is a messenger RNA of Exophiala aquamarina CBS 119918, 1332 nucleotides long. RefSeq lists its product as uncharacterized. Lineage: Eukaryota; Fungi; Ascomycota; Eurotiomycetes; Chaetothyriales; Herpotrichiellaceae. The annotation marks the transcript as partial. The record is from RefSeq and is a predicted model, not a curated record. The transcript has a single exon.